Guillardia theta CCMP2712 is the source of this 453-nucleotide messenger RNA. RefSeq lists its product as hypothetical. The record is from RefSeq and is a predicted model, not a curated record. Gene Ontology annotation, molecular function: enzyme regulator activity; calcium ion binding. Bases 1 to 453 code for a protein of 150 amino acids. Lineage: Eukaryota; Cryptophyceae; Pyrenomonadales; Geminigeraceae. The transcript is spliced from 6 exons. Gene Ontology annotation, cellular component: central plaque of spindle pole body. Gene Ontology annotation, biological process: spindle pole body organization.
AUGCCGAAGUCUUCAGGUUCAAGUCGGAAGCUCAGUCAGAGGAGCAUGUCCUCAGACGUUGGAGCGAUGACGCUCAUGGAGAAACGCCUCUUGGAGAAGCAGACAAGCAAGUUCUUGCUAGACAGCGAUAUUCGAAACAUCUUCCAGCAGUUCGACAGAGACGGCAACGGAUACCUCGGGGCAGCAGACCUUGCGAAAGUGUACAAGGCGAUCGGAGAGAACCUCGAUGACGACCUGAUCGACGAGCUCAUCCGCGAGGCCGACAAGGACGGCGAUGGGCAGAUAGCCUACCCUGAGUUCUAUGCUCUGAUCAAAGUCUUGGAGGCUGAGGGUGGGGGCAUGCGCGACCCCAACGCUAAACCAGCACCAGUGCGCCAGGUCAGCAAGAAAGGCAGAAAGGAUGAAAGCUCCGAUUCAGACGGGACAACAGAAUCCUCGAGUGGCUCGUACUAG